This is a messenger RNA of Rotaria sp. Silwood2, 807 nucleotides long. NCBI's taxonomy places the organism in Eukaryota, Metazoa, Rotifera, Eurotatoria, Philodinida, Philodinidae. The record is from the annotation of a GenBank genome assembly.
AUGACAACAAAAUCUGAUUAUCUUCUUCGUUUAAAAAUAAUUAGUCUUGGUAAUGUUAAUGUUGGAAAAAGUUGUUUAAUAAAACGUUAUUGUGAAAAACGUUUCAUACCAAAAUAUAUGGCAACAAUUGGUAUUGAUUAUGGUGUAACACGUUUACGUGUACGUAAUUAUGAUAUACGUAUGAAUAUAUUUGAUUUUUCUGGUCAUCCACUUUUUUAUGAAGUACGAAAUGAAUUUUAUCGUGAUGUUCAAGGUAUUUUACUUGUAUUUGAUUUAACAAGUCGUCGAUCAUUUGAUACAUUGGAGUAUUGGCUUUGUGAAAUGAAAAAAGAAUUAAAUUUAAAUAAUGGACAAAAAUCUUCAAUCAUUAUUUUUAUUGUUGGAAAUAAAAAUGAUUUAAAAAGAGUUGUAGAUGAAAAUGAAGCCAAAAUAUGGGCAAAUGUUCGUGGUUAUCAAUAUUUUGAAACAUCAGCUGCAACCGGUGCAGGUGUACAAGAAUUAUUCGAUAGUCUAUUUUCGGCAUUGAUUGAUACAAAUGAAAAUGGUGGUAUUACACCAGCUAAUAAUUUACCAAAUGUAAAUUUUACUAUGGAACAAGUUGAAGCAAUUAAUCGUUUACGAAAUAAUAAAGACAAUUUUGAACGCUUAGGUUUAAGACAUAAUUGUACAAAAGAAGAUGUUUUAGCAGCUUAUAAACGUUUAGCUAAAUUAUUACAUCCAGAUAAAAGCGAAGCACCUGGAAGUGAAGAUGCAUUUAAGUUAUUACUUAAUGCUAAAACAGAAUUAUUAAAUCGUUUUGAAAAAUAA